Molecule: messenger RNA, 1955 nt
Organism: Panicum virgatum (switchgrass)
Lineage: Eukaryota; Viridiplantae; Streptophyta; Magnoliopsida; Poales; Poaceae
Product: glucan endo-1,3-beta-glucosidase-like
Exons: 4
Coding region: 424-1791 (455 amino acids)
Biological process (GO): carbohydrate metabolic process
Cellular component (GO): plasma membrane
Molecular function (GO): hydrolase activity, hydrolyzing O-glycosyl compounds
Source: RefSeq, a predicted model, not a curated record
CAGAAUGCCAACAGAACAGUGCGUGAAACUUUUAAGGGUCACCAGUAUGUCACAGAAGUCACUGCGAAGAAAGGCACAAAGCUGGCAAGCGAGCAAGCGAGAACGUAAAAGGGUCAAGAAAAGAACCAAGUUCAUGGCAUGGUCGAGCACGAGGCUGUAACCCAGAGCCAAAGGAAGGCAUCCAUGUCAGAGUGAAGCUGACUGUUCUGCUCCGGCAUCACGCAAUGGCAUGUGACGCAAUGGCAUGUGGCCUGCCUGAUAUGGUGGCCGUGGCGUCGUUCCUCUACCGAAGAAGAGGACCCAAUUCCCUCCCUCUUUAAAAAUUGCAAGCUGCAAGCCAUUCUCUCGGCAUCUCAGAAGUGAAGAAGUAUCACCUACUGGUGGUAGUAACUAAGUCAUAGCAGCUACCCAGUAACCACGGUGAUGAAGCUCCCCACCGUCGUCUUGGUCCAGAUCCUCCUCCCAAUGCUGCUCUCGCUUUCUGCUAUCCAAGGCGCGGACGCCGGCGGCAUCGGCGUCAACUACGGCACGCGGGGGACGACCCUCCCGCCGCCAGCCGACGUGGCGCGGUUCCUGGCCCGCGACACCCUCGUCGACCGCGUGAGGCUCCUGGACGCCGACCCGGCGGUGCUGCAAGCCUUCGCCGGCACCGGCCUCGCCAUGGACGUGACGGUGCCCAACGGCGUGGUCCCGCGCCUCGUGAGCCUCGCCUUGGCGCGGCGGUGGGUGCGCGAGAACGUGGCGCCCUACGCGCGCGCCACCAACAUCUCGCGGCUCCUCGUCGGCAACGAGGUGACCACCGAGGCCAACCGGACGCUGCUGCUGGCCCUCGUGCCGGCCAUGCGGAACCUGCACACGGCGCUGGUGGCCGCGACCCUGCACGACCGGAUCAAGGUCUCCACCACGCACUCGCUCGGGGUCCUGACCACGACAGAGCAGCCGUCGGCCGCCCGGUUCCGCGACGGCUACGACACGGCCAUCGUGAAGCCGCUCCUCCGAUUCCUCCGCGCGACGGGCGCGCCCUUCAUGGUGAACGCGUACCCGUUCUACGGGCUCACCAGCGACACGCUGGACUUCGCCCUGUUCCGGGUGAACGCCGGCGUCAUGGACGAGGGCUCCGGCCUCGUGUACAGCAACAUGCUCGACGCGCAGCUGGACGCCGUGCACUCGGCGAUCAGGCGGCUGGGCUUCGGCGACGUGGACAUCGCCGUGACCGAGACCGGGUGGCCGUCGGCCGGGGAGGACUGGGAGCUCGGCGUGGGCGCGGACCUCGCCCGGGACUACAACAAGAAGGCCAUCCGGCACCUCGGGUCCGGCGUCGGCACCCCGCUCAUGCCCAACCGCACCUUCGAGGUCUCCAUCUUCUCCCUCUUCGACGAGAACCUCAAGCCCGGGCCGGUUUCCCAGAGGAACUUCGGCCUGUUCCGUGGCGACAUGACGGCGGUUUACGACGCCGGCAUCUUUACUUCUCCGGAGACCGUUGUGCCGGUGAGCACGAAAGUGACGCCGGCGGCGGCUGGCCGGCGGCAAUGGUGCGUGCCCAAGCCGGGCGCGGACGAGAUGAUGCUGCAGGAGAACAUCGACUUCGCGUGCGGGCAAGAGGGCGUCGACUGCGCGGCGAUCCGGGCGGGCGGCGUCUGCUACGAGCCGGACACAUUGCAGGGCCACGCGGCGUACGCUAUGAACCUCUAUUUCCAGUCCAAUGGCCAGCACGCGUUUGACUGCGACUUUGGUCAGACCGGCCUUGUUACUACAGCUGACCCCAGUUACGGGGGAUGCAAAUUCAUGUGAAAAGGACCCGUCGUCACACAUAUAUCAACUUAGCAUAGAAGACAUCUUCUAUUUUUGUGUUCAAUGUGUCUGUUCUUAGUGUACACACAAAAGUAUAGUAUAAAAGUAGUCACAUGUGCUCUGGGAGCAAUGCGCAGCUUAUAAAUCUAUCUUAUUAUUACUAA